UCAAACGUAUCGGUGCGUACGGUACGGUACUUUAAUCGUACCGGUACGAGUACUCGUACCUACCGAAUCCAACAAUCACUGAUCACCGUUGAAACAAGAAACAUCAUCGUUCAGAGAGUACGACUGCGUGAAGGCGAAAAGUACUAGGYAUCCGAAGACACCACCUCAACCUCCACUUGCACCAGAGGGCACAGAACAGUAUAUCAAUCGACGGGCCACGACACGACACAGCAAUGAUUUUUYCACCGGCGGCAACAGCRGGUGCCUCGUUUCUGAAACGGCACGGGACGAAGGGUCUGCGGUGCCUCUCGUCUCUCGCCCAAACGCAAAGACAAACCACCCGCGGCGGGACAGCGAACGCGUGUGCGAGCACCGGUGUCCCGCCGAUCCCCGCGCUCCGGCCGGGGCCCGGGCUCCAAACCCCGCAGGGCUGGUUCCGACCCGCUCGUGCCGUGCUAGAUCCCGGCUUGCCGGGAUGCGAACGCGCCACCAACAACCUGGCCGACCUGGAGGAAGCGGUGGAGACAAUCGUCGAGAUGCGAAACGGUCGGAGACCGAAGAAAUCGAACAAGGGCAGCCGCCCCUGCUCCCAUGUGGGCCGAAGACGAAAAAAGGAAAAGGUGGGAAAGAGAAGCCGAGGCCGUGGUUAGUUSCUUCGUUGAUGGAUAGGGUACGGUACGGAUCGGUUCUGUACGACGAGUAAUGCUUACGGUGCACUGUCUUGGUUCGGUCAGCGCUCGAUCCACGAACGACUGGCCACGAUGUUCUGGGGUUUGGAGGAAACGGAUAUUAGUGUCAGUUUUCCUGGUUUUACCGAAACAAAACGACUGUUUGGCAAAAAGAUGAGAGAGAAGCGUUUCUAAAGCUGGCGCGAGCCCUCGUCGGUCAAUACUUUUCGAGGUAGCAACUCGGCAUCGAGCUGUGCUGUGGCGCAAACGGAUCCAUUGAAAUAAUAGAAACAGCAAGAUUUUUGCUUGGAUUGAUCGAUAAACAUUUGUUCAUUGUCUUGGAAUACAAUGCAAUACAAUAAAUGAAGUACAUAGUAUGAUCGCAAUCGUGAUCGUAAUUGCACUCGUACUUUCAAUGAUUCUGGACCAUGGGCRAGCUUCGUCGUAUGGAAGGUGUGAAGUUAUAUUCAAAUAAUUCAUUAUUGAUAUC
Molecule: messenger RNA, 1158 nt
Organism: Pseudo-nitzschia multistriata
Lineage: Eukaryota; Bacillariophyta; Bacillariophyceae; Bacillariales; Bacillariaceae
Source: the annotation of a GenBank genome assembly